Xiphophorus maculatus (southern platyfish) is the source of this 5749-nucleotide messenger RNA. RefSeq names its product phosphatidylinositol transfer protein, cytoplasmic 1 (gene pitpnc1). Bases 271 to 1308 code for a protein of 345 amino acids. The record is from RefSeq and is a predicted model, not a curated record. Lineage: Eukaryota; Metazoa; Chordata; Actinopteri; Cyprinodontiformes; Poeciliidae. Gene Ontology annotation, biological process: phospholipid transport. Gene Ontology annotation, cellular component: cytoplasm. The transcript has 9 exons. Gene Ontology annotation, molecular function: phosphatidylinositol transfer activity; phosphatidylinositol binding.
AGGAGACAACCCCUCCAGAAGCAGCCGAAGCUCCGUUCCUCACGUCACACAAGGCAAUGCUGGAGACGCACACAAUCCGCUGGUUCCGAUGAAAGGAAGAAGUCGAGCGUAACUCGGGCUGUCCAUGCGCUGACAUCAGACAUCGUCCAGAUAAGCUCGGCGCUCACACACAUCCUGCCGGGGCGGCGGGGAGGGGAAACUCUCUGCGGAGCUGCUACUAUUGUGAACACAUAGCGGGGGUCGCGUAGAGGGAAGAAGAAGAAGAAGAAGAUGUUAAUGAAGGAGUACAGGAUAUGCAUGCCCCUCACUGUAGAGGAGUACCGGAUCGGGCAGCUGUACAUGAUUAGCAAACACAGCCAUGAGCAGAGCGACCGAGGGGAAGGAGUGGAGGUGGUCCAGAACGAACCCUUUGAAGACCCAGUUCACGGCCAAGGACAGUUCACAGAGAAACGAGUCUACCUCAACAGUAAACUACCCACCUGGGCCCGAGCAGUGGUUCCUAAAAUCUUCUACGUCACAGAGAAAGCCUGGAACUACUACCCUUACACCAUAACGGAGUAUACAUGCUCAUUCCUGCCCAAGUUCUCCAUCCACAUAGAGACAAAAUAUGAGGACAACAAAGGAAGCAACGACAAUAUCUUUGAAAUUGAGCUGAAGGACCAGGAGAGGGAGGUUUGCUUCGUCGACAUCGCCUACGACGAAAUCCCUGAGCGCUACUACAAAGAGUCCGAGGAUUUGCGAUAUUUCCAGUCGGAAAAGACAAAGCGAGGCAUACUGCAGGAAGGCUGGAGGGACACACAGGAGCCCAUCAUGUGCUCCUACAAACUGGUCACAGUCAAGUUUGAGGUGUGGGGCCUGCAGACACGAGUGGAGCAGUUUGUGCACAAGGUGGUCAGAGAUGUGCUGCUGCUGGGACACAGGCAGGCGUUUGCUUGGGUUGACGAGUGGAUAGACAUGACAAUGGAUGAGGUGAGAGAGUUUGAGCGUACCAUCCAGGAGGCCACCAACCAGAAGAUUGGGGUGUUUCCCCCAUCAAUCUCCAUAAGCGAGACCCCCUUGUCCUCCUGCGCCCUAACCGGCCCUGCCAGUGCCCCGUCAACACCGAUGUGCACGGAUGCACCCGAAUCUCUCUCUGUCCCCAAAGACCGGCCCCGUAAAAAGUCCGCCCCUGAAACACUGACCCUACCUGAGCCCGUCCCCAGCGAAGCCGCAGAGGGCUCUACCCUGAACCAGUUACCCGUUUCCAACCAUCUCCAGUCAUCCACAUCUCCUUCCGACUGCGACCCUGCUGAAAUGGGCGAGCAGUAGAACAGCCUCCAUUGUAUACUUCUUCUUUACCCGUUGUCUUAUGAGCCCAAUGAGGGUACCCUUGCCUCCAAGCACCAGUGCCCUGACUUUCAACUUGUUUAGCCAUAUCCAACGAUAAAACAUAAUCGUUAUACCAAUCCCUCUAUAGGUCUUCAUUAGCGUCAUUGAUGCCAUCCAGGCAGCUGUAGGCCCGGUCACUUUGGUGUGGCCGAGCGUAAAGUCAAGCGAGCCAGAUGUCAGAUCUUUUCUAAUUAAUGCAUUUAAUGUUUAUCGAAAGCAAAGAUUAUUUUUGUUGAGUGGCAGUUCUUUUUGUAAAUAAAUCCUUUUCAUUGUUUCCGUAGUUACGUUUUCUUCAAUCAGACUAUCUGGCCACGAAUUAUUGCAUUUUGAAGUAGUUGCCUUGACACCACAGAGCCAGUGGAGAUUCAGCUUCGAUAGUGUUCAGAGUAAUCUUACCCGUUACUAAUCUGCAUAGUUGAUAGCAUGAUGAUGAUCGACUUGAUGACUCAAACUGGAACAGCACAGUAGAAGUAGAACAGAACGCCGGAGAGGCAAUCAAGUACAUUGACUGUAGAUCCGUUGAAGUGUUUCUGUAGCCAGUCGGCCUGGCAUGUGGAUCGCGCUGUACUCGUCGUUUCCUCUCUUAACUCAAAAAGAAUGCAAAAUCUGUACAAUCAUGAAGAGAAUGCACCUCAGGUCUCCCCAAACUCUACCUGGUUCGCACUCCAAAGGCAGGGACGCUGUUAUACGUAACUCUGCCCGCUUAUUUGCCAAACCAUUUUAUACUUCCAGAGAUGUUAUAACACAAAAAUAUAUGUAAAAAAAAAAAACCCACAAAAAAAACAGCCUACUUAAACCUGGGAAUGUUUACACAUCUUAGACCUUUUAAAUGAAACCGUCACUAUGUCUGCAGUUGCAGUUUGAAGUAGGUGGUUUAACGCUUGCAAAAUUUUAUUUGUUCAUCCUCUGUAUCUGAAGACGAUUAAGAGGUCGGUAUCAGCAGGAGUACGUUGAUUGCAUUUUCAAAGUCAGAUGUUGCCUGAAACUAACGACGGAUAGCUUGUGUGACAUAAAUGUGAUUCAGGAAAAUCAAAUCAGUCAAAUCACUUUCGUCACAUGUUGGGGGAACAAAACGCCUUUUUAGGACAGCUGUUAGUCACCGACUGACCCUCGCGCACAGUGAAGGUGAUGAAAAGUCGGUGCUAAAUUUGAAAAGACGGGCACAUGUGUCAAGCUGACUUGUGUAUGUGCUUCAUUAGGCGCACAGUGUGUGAAGAUUGAACUUGCCAGCCCAGAUUGGUGAAAGAAAAGCAGAGCUUUUAGGCGAAACGAAAACAUCCUUUGCAGACACCAGUCAUUUAUUUUAUUUGUGUAUUGAUGGUCGUCUGUCAAAGAACCAGUAGAUUUUAGUACACCGAUCAAUAUACUCUUUUUGUUUUCCAAACAAUAUUAUUCAACGAAGGGGUUUUUAUAAUGCUGCAUGGAAUGUGUUCACAACUUGUAUACAAAAUAUAUGAUGUGUGAUUAUACUGUGUAUGAAUGGAUUGUUACAGUAUAAGUAAUGUAACUCAUGAUGAAAAAAAAAAUGCUUCCAUUGGAAGUCUGAAGUAAUUUUGUACAGUAGAAAAUCAGAUUUCGACUGAAAUGUAAGCAUGUUCAGAGUAUUUACUGUAGGCCUAUGAACUCUUUGAACUCAGUGCCUCUGCAUGCUACAAUUUUAUCAUCGCCUACCUGCGUGUACAUCCAAAUUUUAUUAUGAGUUCAGCUACAGAAAUCCAAAAUUUCAUGACUUUUUAUUACAUGUACAACUCUGAUGACUUACAAAGACACUUUGUGGGCAUGGAUGCCUUUCAUUAUGAGGCUCUAACCAUGGAUUUAAUUUUUCUUAAGUACAUGGUUAGAAUCCCAUUGUUUGAAGUGGAAAGUACCAUUACGUCAUGCUCAAAAAUGCAGCGUUGGCACAUUUCACCAGCAAGUAAAAGGACAGGUCUCAACUGGGUCUAUAAACCUUGAUUAUAAGACCAGAAAUUUGGCAUUAUUGUCUACAUUAUCCAACAUUCAAGAAUAUUAAAACUUGCUUAUCAGAUUUGAUUUUUUGCUGUUCAGACUGAAAACUUUCCCUACGAGAUCACUUGGGUUUUGGUUUGUCACUUCUACCAUCUUCAGUUUUUCUUACAAAGGUUUACCUUUUGAGUUUGCUCUCGUUUCACCUUUACAUUGACGUAUGAGUUUGUCACCUGCAAAAAUGUUUAAACACUUUGAAAAGUUUUUAGGCAACAAUAAUUUUCCUACGAUAUCAGACAGCGGAGAAGUUAUCCCCAUUCUAUCAAUGGUUGCAUAUCAGCAUGGCUGUAUGUCUAUAUUUUAGCUUUAUAAAUCCACAGUUGGGCCAUCCUUGUUUUUAAAAAUCACUGAAGUCGUUCCUUGUGUCCUAAUUUCAACGAGGUAAAAAGUUUUGGGUAAACAAGAACAAGUCCUGAAUUGUAAAGACAUUCAUGUGUAUGAGGAGUCUGUCUGAAGUCACCAGAGUUUUUGCAUUGCAUUCCCUACACUGUAGUCUGGUAAUCAUUUGCAGUUCAACCUUAUAUUACAAAUUAUUUUUUAAGGUCUUUUUUUGUUGUUUUUUUUACAAUCCUUUUUCUUUUUUUCCAAUAGACCCUCCUUCAGUUUUCUUCUGAGAUUUUAAGUAAGACCGUUCCAACAAACUUCUAGUAUUGCCACUGCAGGAAGAUGCAGAACUCGGACAUAUCAAACUAUACCACCAGAUUCUCAAGCGACAGGGCUAACUUGCUGUGUUUUUCAUUCAAUCGCUGACGCUGGCGUAGAUUUCUCAGUCAUCCAGGUCAGGACGAUCCUUAGUGCUUGAGUAGAAGGCAACUGGACUUCUUCCGUCGCUUCUUGUCCCAGUUCACACCAUGGGACAUGUGACCAAAACACGUGUCUUAACCUUCAAUUGUCCGGUUAGUGUGGUUCCAUGAUCCGUAAACAACUCCAACCAUGUUCAGAAUUGAAGAAGCCCCUCUGAAUGAGCGACGAAACGUCUUCACGAAACGAGAGAAGUCCAGUUCUGCUUAAGCACGUAGGAUUCGAUUGCUGACAUUACUCAGAUGCAUCCUGCACUUUCCAGUCUUUGACACCUCAAUUGACAAUGAAGGAAUGUGUUUAUUACCGGUGUUGUGGGUUCGGUGGACCAAAAAUCCGCUCAUACGGCACAGUAACUUUGAAGAGACAGCCUUGAAGAGAAGAUAUUCAGCGGUCUUACCAUAGUAUUUCGUCGAUAAUUUGUAUAGAUUUUCAUUUAGAUGGAAAGAGAGAAAAAAAUAGAUAAAACUGUAGCUAUUUAUUUGUAACCGUAGCUUUUGUUGUUGCCUUUUAAGGAUAAACAAAUCUACAUACCAGUCAUUGGCCGUCUGUUUAGAUCUAUUUUGUAUAGAUGAUAGAUGCUUACUAGUCUGGUAUCGACCACCUCUCGUCAGGAAAACAUCGAUCCAGGGACAUGUUUGAUCCACCAUGGGCUAUUAAAAUAAUGCAAAGUGUAUGUGGAACGUUAAUCUCUGCUCUGUUUAAAAGAGUAACCCAAUAGCUCUUGUAAAUACAGCUGUUGAUUAAUAUUGUAGAUUUCUUAUGUGGAGCCUGCUCUGGGUUUCAUUACUGAUGUGCCAUGAAUGUGCUGAUGGACUGAAAAUGGACAAGGUAAAUCUUGGUGUGUGUGUGUGUGUGUGUGUGAUGAGGGUUUGGGAAGCUUUCACAGACGUGAUUUAAAUGCUUUGAUUUGAGUCGGGCUUAAUGUGUUUUUAUCAAUGAAGUUGCUAUUCUGAUCUUAGUUCAGUUUAAUUCUUUUCAUUUAAAUAUCGAGAUUCUUUGUAGUGCUGCACUUUUUUUUUUUUUUUGCUGUCCAGUUGCUUCUAAUAAACCCCCCACAAGGGGGCGUAUUAUUUCCUAAGUUGUAAAGCAAAUGGAUGCUUUGCAUUUUAGUGGCGUGGCUGCUUUGACGUUUACCCGCCUUGUUAAUCUCCAGGCAGAUAAUGUCUCCUUUUUCCUUUUAAAUAGUAAACUUUGCUGUUAUUUGAUUUUAGUGAUUGCUGUAACCCAUUUCAUUCCUCUUCACCUCCCGAUGCGGUUUGCGCUCAGACAAGCCGUUUUGCUGUCUUCUGCUCUCUGGGAUCUGUCUCAUGAACUUCGAACUCAUCUGACGAGAAGCUCAUCUCAGAGUCUGCUUGAAUAUUCAGGCGCACUUCGAGUCGAUCCAGCUUCGUGAAACAGACCCCAGGAGUGCCAUUCCUGUUUACCUGCUGAAAGUUGCUCUUUGUUCUUCCACUUGGAAUAUUGUGUUGUACUUGGUAUAUUUUUACUGCCCUUUGAGGUUUAUUUGGUUCUUUGUUGUAAUUAUUGUUUAACAGUUUUCUUAAAACGGAUGAAUAAACUUUAUUAGCUAUUGUCA